ACACUUCAUCUUUUCCUUUUUAGUUUUUCUACUUUUCCACGAACCCUAAUUUUUCUGAUCGUGCUUCAUUUCUCGUUUUCCAUUUUUUCUCUACUGCCGCAGCUUGACGUUCCUUUCUUCUCCACUUCUCAGGUUUUCAUCAACUUCCCCUAGCCGUGGUCUUUGUUGGCUCUCCUCGCCAUUGUCUCUGUUGGCUUUUCUCGCCAUGGUCUCCAUUGGUUCUCCUUGCAAUUGUCUCAAAGAUGCCAUUGACAUUCUCACUGAGUCGAUUCCAUUUGCAAUAAGUAUGAUAAAUACGACAUCGAGAAGCACUGUGAUUCUAAUGUCUUUGGUGACGAUGCGUUUGCCAGGCUCUACGCCUUCGUUGACGCCGACAUCGAGGCAUUGUUUCAGAUUAUACAGAGAUUCAUGCAAAUGGGAAGAUGGUCACUGUCUCAAGGAUCUCAGGCUUCUUGCAAUUGACAUGGCCAAAGUCUUCAUAAUUGACAACACUCCACGGGUGUUUAGACUUCAUGUUAACAAUGGAAUUCCCAUAAAAAGUUGGUAUUGGGACUGCAGAGAUCAUGCUCUGAGAAAUUUGUUGCCAUUUCUGGAGAAACUGGUUGAUGUGGAUGAUGUUAGACCCAUUAUUGCAGCAAGAUUUUGGAAAAGAGUUAAGUCUGCACCUCCUUCUGCUGCCCACAUUAGAAGAAAAUUCCUUUUAAGAAACUCCUUCUAAUAUUCAUGUAUAAAAUGUUUGUUAUUUAUAUAAAAUCUGAAGCAGAUAUGUUCAAUUCAUUCUUCGAAUUUGAUUAUAAUUGCAUGACGAAUCUAGUUGGUUAUAAUUGAUUCUAUUGAGUACCUUUUAAUCACUUGAUGAUAAUUCCUGAUGUCAAUCCUUCUGGCCCUUUAAUAUUGCCUCUCUUUUACAUAUAUUUUCUCUUCGUCUUCUGCAUCAGCUUGUCCCCUGGUUUUCCCUGACACAAUGAAAGUUGCCAGAGGCUGUGGGGUUGGGAUAAGUUAUGUGUCUCACUUGUAAUGCUAUGGAAAGUUAUGUGUCUCACUUGCAAAAGCAAAGCUUAAUCACGAACUUGCAAGCUCUGGAUUGUGCUAAAACUUUGGCACUGAAAUUAAAAAGAUCAAAGAUUACUGCUGAUAUUUGUGGUCUUUGUCACAUCAUCCUUAAAGAAGUUUUCCUACAAGUUGGAAAUCAAGGCCUAUACAACCAUGAGAUUAUGUUCUUCGUGCUUCUCACAUUAUCAUUUCUUAUGGCAACCAUGUAAUUAUGAAGGUUUCCUUGUUAAGUGAAGCUUUCCUAGUUCUUCAACAAAGAUAGUUUUACACGGGUUUAAUAUCA
Vigna angularis (adzuki bean) is the source of this 1336-nucleotide messenger RNA. RefSeq lists its product as uncharacterized. Lineage: Eukaryota; Viridiplantae; Streptophyta; Magnoliopsida; Fabales; Fabaceae. Gene Ontology annotation, molecular function: phosphoprotein phosphatase activity. Bases 206 to 718 code for a protein of 170 amino acids. The transcript has 6 exons. The record is from RefSeq and is a predicted model, not a curated record.